This is a messenger RNA of Toxorhynchites rutilus septentrionalis, 8883 nucleotides long. RefSeq names its product protein daughterless (gene da). The record is from RefSeq and is a predicted model, not a curated record. Gene Ontology annotation, cellular component: transcription regulator complex. The coding region runs from base 250 to 2079 and encodes 609 amino acids. Gene Ontology annotation, biological process: regulation of transcription by RNA polymerase II. The transcript has 12 exons. Gene Ontology annotation, molecular function: RNA polymerase II cis-regulatory region sequence-specific DNA binding; protein dimerization activity; DNA-binding transcription factor activity, RNA polymerase II-specific. NCBI's taxonomy places the organism in Eukaryota, Metazoa, Arthropoda, Insecta, Diptera, Culicidae.
GCUCGCGCACUGCGCUGAUGUUUUUGUCCGUUUGCUCCCGUGUCUUGUAUUGUUAUUUUUCUGUGUGCUCUUGUUGCGUUGAGGAACGAUUCUCGAACACACUCAAGCCCUGUCCGGUGACAGCAUUGUAUGAGCGCCCUGUAGUGUUUUAGCAUAGGAGGCUGCUGCGCGCUUGGGUGAUCGUGUGGAUUUGUGUUGGUGUUGUUCGUCGCUCGAGGAACAUCAUCACACAGAGAAGGAGAUAUCAAAAUGGCUACUAGUGAUGAUGAACAUUACCAUCUCUAUGAAGUGUUUCAAAAUUGCUUCAACAAAAUCGCCAACAAGCAGCCUGAAAAAGCAGGCUAUCAGUCUCCAUAUGGCGGCAUGGACAAUGGCGUGUACGCGCCAGAGGAAUAUACUCACGAGAGUCCAGUGUCCGGUGGCCAAAGGUACACAUCGCCCAAAACGGGUGGCGCGCUGUACCAACAGGAUGCAUACUACGAUGCACCGGGCGGAUCAUGGUACCCCUCAUCGUCCAGCGGUGCGUACGCCCCCCACACAACCGGAGCAGGCUAUCACAACGUAGGACAUGGGGCACAUCUCGGAGGACCCCAACAUAGCCAUGAUCAGUAUGCAAUGUCGCCUGUUGGCGUUUCCCACAUGGACGGACAUUUAAACCAAAAUCAAACACAAGCACUUCCACCGAUGAGCACGUUUAGGGGAAACACUGCUCAGAUACCGUCAAUAGGUCCUCAAGGACAGAACUCACCUGCAAUCUACAACGCAAUCGCCGGCCAUCACAAUCAACAUGCACAACAUAGUCCAAUUGUACAAAAUGAUACACUCGUUGGCAACGCACUUAAAACGAUGUAUCCUACUGAGCAAAGUAUCAGCAGUUAUGGCUCGAACCCAACGACACCAGUGAACUCACCCCCUCCACUAACAUCACAACAGCAGCAAGCGGCCGCCGUGGCAGCAGCCGCCGCAGCCGCAGCUCAUCAGCAAUCCGCCGUCAGUAUACAUGUUCCCGGUGCGCCCGGAUCCUCCAGUGGUGCUGCCGGAUCUUCCGCCGCAUCUUCAGCGGCAGCAGCGGCGGCGGCGGCGGCAGCGGCAGCAGCUGCAGCGGCCGCGGCUGGUCCCUGGCAACAACUCAACCCUGUGAUCAACAACGGUGCUGGACCGGCGGCGGCGGCUGCUGCUGUGGCAGCGGCUGCGGCUCUCAAUGGCCUACCCAAUGGUUCCUACGCCCCCGAGCUCGUGCAUCGAGGUCUUCAGCACAUGGCUAACUCGCCCGAGAUCCAACCGCUGGACGAUGCGAUUGUGUCACUGCUUAGAGAACACUCUGAGAACGGAACGGGUACCCGAAUGGAGGAGCGUCUCGAUGAUGCGAUCAACAUCCUUCGGAAUCACUGCGAACCACAGGUCGGUGUAUCGCUCUCUUCGCUCGAUGCCAGCUCACCGUACGGUAGUGCGUCCGGAAGUGGGGCACAGAUCAUUCCACCACCCGGCAGUGCCCAGCUACGCCAGGACCCGAACAGCGAUCUACCACCAUCGGCGGUGACUGCUAGUGGACUCGUCCCGGUGAAAACGGAGAGAUUACCAAACACCCCCGUCGGAGUUAAUACCAAGAAACGCAAAGAACCUCCAGAUGCGGAUAGCAAGCCCAGCAGUUCCGUACCAGGCUCAACGAAAGGUGCAAAGCGGCCGCGAAAAUAUAAAAAUUCGCGUAGUUGUUCUAGUGCUGACGAUGAUGAUGAUGACGACGACAAUGAUGAUCCGGUAAUGAAGGACAGAAAGGAGAAGGAGCGAAGACAAGCGAACAAUGCGCGCGAGAGAAUACGCAUUCGUGACAUCAACGAGGCACUGAAGGAACUCGGCCGUAUGUGCAUGUCCCACCUAAAAUCGGACAAACCGCAAACCAAGCUCGGCAUACUGAACAUGGCCGUUGAGGUUAUCAUGACAUUGGAGCAACAAGUGCGAGAACGCAAUCUAAACCCGAAAGCUGCUUGCCUCAAGCGGCGGGAAGAGGAAAAAGCCGAGGACGGUCCAAAACUGCCCCCACAUAUACUGCAUCAAACGCCGUAUCCCUCACUACCCUAGGGUCCGCCGCCAAAUCUUCCCCACAACCCCGGACCGCCACAAUAGCAUAAUAAUUUAAAUAAUUUAAUUCGAAGAUAACACAGCAAGCGGCAGCAGCAGCAGCAACACACAUGUACAUAUACAACAGUAGUAGGUGAAUCGUGCGAGUGCUCGGACUGGUGCAUGUGGAUGAUGUGAGAAUGAGUUUGCCGUGGUAUGUGUAAUGAGAGCGCGCGCGCUGUUGUGAAUAAUAUGAGGCAAGUUUACGUUUUAAGACGGAGUGUGUGUUAUAAACGCUAGGAACAGGAACAAUAUGGCAAGGAAAAAACAAUGUUUUGCCGACACGUCUGUGAAAGCGCGGACCCCCAGAAGAUUCUCUAGUAUUCUAUAGAAAAUAAAACGUGGAUUGAGGCGGAGUAGUAGCAAGGACAAAAGCGAUGAGGAAAGGAUGUAAUCACACACAAUCACAGCUUGCUGCAAAAGUGAAGGGGAGUGCACUCCAUUACUACAGGUCAAAUCCGCGAAAAAAGUGAGUCAAAUCCGAGAGUGUUUUUUUCGCAACUGAAGGAAACUGUCCCAUUUGUGAAAUUUUACCAAAAUUAUGAUUAUUUUUCAAUAAAACGAUCUGAUGAUUGAAAUAUUUCACAUCAAUGAAUGCAUUUUGUUGUGAAACAUUUCACUCGAUCGGUGUGGGAGGGAUAAAAAGUAAAUAAUGGUGAGUACGAAAUUAUUGCCACACAGUAUAUUAUUGAAUCAGAUAUUCAGAUCGAAAUAUAUUUAGAUCAGGGCUGAUGGGCUACAUGUUACAACACAGUUCGGAAGCAAAAGGCAGUGCCAAUUUCGAUCAACUUGACCACAACAAAUCUGUGGCUAACGUGCGGUGAGAGUCAUGUCAAUAGGACACUCAGGCUGUCCCAAUUUAGCUAACAGCACCGAUAGUCACGUGGCAUGAAUUGUCUAUAGACGAUCGUUAUUGACCUGCAUCUGUCAAAGAUGUCAAAGAAAAUGCCCGCUUCAAGCUGUACAGGGACCACACGAUUCUGACUGAUUUCUCGAUCCCCCACACACGUUCUUAUAUUGGAUCCUAUUGUAUAAAUCGAGUCGAUAAGAGUUUUGGUCGUUAGCUCUGUUUUGCUUUCAUAGUCGAUCGCAUCGACUCUACAUCGAUUUUUCGAGUUGUUCUAAUGUUUUCCUUUGGUAAACAUUUCAGAAACGCUUAAAUAUAUGCAAUUAGCAAGAACUCGACUCGAUUAUCUCGAUUUACAAAAUACGAUUUUGCUCGAUGUGAUAGUGAUAAUGAUGGUCGAUUCGAUUUACAUAAUAUUGCCUAUCAUGGUAGAUGACAAGAGCUUCCGAUGAGCCAUCGAUGACUUUAUUCCACUGAAGGAAAAUCAAGAGGAGGCUCAUGGUCACAAAAUCUGAAAGUACCGGUCUUUGGCCGUGGAAUUCAUGGUUUUGUGGGGUUCGAAGGAGGCCCACGAAUUGAUCCAGCCGUUCUCUGAGACCUUAGUCGUUCCAAAUAAACUUCAGGAAGCACUAAAGGUGUUGAACAUGGAGAAGGAAUCGACUGGCAUCUCAAAGAUGACGGUUCUUAGCAUCUGUGUGAUCGUCAGGACUUAGAAGCACGUGAUACGUUCAUUCUACAGAACCUUUUUCCCCUUUGACAACAAGAAAUUCGGGCAGACAACUGUUUCUGGUAAGGCUGUGUCUGAGCGAAAGAGUGUCAAAAUUCAACACUUUUCUUGACUUCUGAACCCUAACUUUGUGGAACCACAACCUUCUGACGUAGGAAUACGAAUUUCAUUUCUGUACUGUGGUGAAGGUUCAAAGUUUUGAAAACUAGAACGAGAACGAAGUGGUAUGAUAAUCACUUCAUUCGGAAGAUAAACGGUUUACGAGUGAUUUUUGAUAAUUAAUGAUCCAAACACUUGCCCCUAUAGGCCAAAAAAUGCCUUGAAAGUAAACUAUUCAAAUCCCGACAAUCUUACUUAUUGACGGUGCACGUAAGCCGGGAACACUUCUAUUCGUAUGCUUCGUAUGCAAUUGCACGCCGGAAUGUGUUUUCCAAACACGAACUACGGAAGCGUGUGCCAUUAGUGUUCUCCGAGGGAACCUUUUCCCUGGAUUUGUACAAUCUUUCCUUUCGGCUUACUUAUGGACUGAAUCCCCUAAACCGUAGCAAACCCCAACUAGGGCAGCCACUAACUCGUCAUGAUCCGCCAGCUCCAAAAUGGUCCAUUCGAUACGGCGGAGCACGUGAUCUGCUAUUCAGUUUGGGAUUUACUUUUCUUUAUAUUUACCUUGAACUCCUUCCCUGUUAGGAGUUCGGAUGACGAUGGUGAUUUCGAAUUUGGAACUUGUGCGUUGAUUGAUAUUUCUUGAAUAAUUUUUGCUUGAUCCGGUAUCCUUCAUUGGGCGCAACUACUUGUCGGUGAUUGAACUGAACUUAUUCGACUUCGUCCGUCCGUUUUGUUCCUCUAUUCUUAGCUUUCACCCGCAUAGGGUCCCAAAUAAACAUUGCAUUAUGUGCCCUAUUCUUUCGUGGCCUUUGCGCACAUCCCAUGCGCGAUGAAGGGUGAGACCUAGAAAUACAAUUUUAUCACCUCUCUGGCUCAUACAGCGCUCUCGCCUUGGGUCUUAUCAAAACAUGCUUUCCACGAAAAAAAGUUCAAGUGGGAAACAUGUGGCUAAUUGCGAGAAAUAAAAUGUCUAUUUCUAUUCCUUCGCCUAGCACACUACCGCUAGAACUAGAACGCUAACUAGUUUAUUCGCCCAUAUCUCGCUUGGGUCUUGUUUAUUAUAAAUUCUGGCGCAUUUAUCUUUGAAGCUAUACAUACAGAUUUUGAAAGAAAGGAACAGACACGUGGUUCUCCCGCUGGCAUUGAUUACAUUCGAUUCUUUUCUUUGUUUUUCAAAUGCGCCUGUAUUUUAUUUAUUUAUUAUGCGCUUGUUUGCGCUCAAAUUGCCGGCCCUGUUAUCUAAGCUGGGUCCGUAACAGCGGGAUUAUCGUCACUGAUGAUGCAAGCAAGCUGCGAGAGAUCCCGAUGUCAUUGGACCUUGUUAAGACUGCCAACUAAGAGUACUUUAUAAUGUUCGUUCACGCCGACAAUAAUUUUCCAGUCCUACGUUAACAAUGCGGUAGUGUCUUGAACAUCACCCUUCUGGUUUUGGCUAAACCACGGUUUCAUGGUUCCUCGGUUUUAGCUUAAAAGUUUUAGCGGUUUUAGCGGAAGACAACGGGAAAUGAGCAAAACGCACCACAACAUGGGUGAUUUUGGAACCAACUCAACCAGCGGAUGCCGAGCAAUGAUCUCUGGGGUCGUUUCGGAAUUCGAGUUGAGGACUUCGGGUUAGCCAUAAUGGACCGGAGAUUUCGAGAUUCAAAAUGAAGACUUCCGGUUAACCAAACUGAACCGGAAGUCGGUAGGGAAUGGCCAUAAAAUCUCACAACAUCGAUAUUUUCUCAACAGUCUCGGCUCAAGGAAGCUAAAUAUUGAUCUUUUUUUAUUUUGGAAUUCUAAAUGGCGACUUGCGGGAAACGGGAAAUGGCCAAGAGGCGCCACAACAUGGGUGAUUUUGAAUCCAUCUCGACCAGCGUAUAUCAAGCAAUGCUCUCAGGUCAUUUCGGAAUUUGAAAUGAGAACUUCCGGUUAUCCAAACUCGACUGUAAGUCAGUCCGGAAUGGUCAUAAGACCCCCCGCUCUUAAUAUCGACAUUUUUAGAAAUGCAUUGACCAGCAGAAGUUUAAUCUUUCUGAGGUCAUUUUGGGAUCCAAAAUUCCGACUUCAGGUUGGCCUAAAAAAACAAAAGUUAUCCGGAAAUGACCAUGAGGACCCAUUAGAACUCACAACGAUAGCAUUUUCGGAAUCGAUUCGACCAGCGACCAUCUUAGAGUUCAUUUUGGAAUCCAAAAUGGUCACUUCCGAUUAGUCUGGAUUGAGUUCGUGGUUCAAUAGUUGUCAGGCUUGACAUAAUAUCUUUGGCGUUUCAGAUUGACGUAGUGAAUCCGAUUUUUGUCCGCAGUGACGAUUCAAUGCAAAAAAGACAAAAUCGUCAUUCGACAUCUGUCACCUUCAAAUCGUGUGGAACAUAAUUUCCUUGCUCUUGGAGGUAUUCUGCGGCUUUGAGUCGUUUAGAAAUAGCUUGUCGAGUUACUCCCACUGACUCUGCGAGCUAUGUUUGCGUUUGACACGAAUCUUGAGCGAGUAAUGUCUCUGAUUUCUCGUCUUCAAACUUUUUCAGUUGACCCAGAUGCUUUCUGUCUUCAACAAUAGAAUCACCAUUUUAAAAUCGUCCAAACCACAUUCCCUAUCCGAUCAAAUUCGACAAGCAUUCGAUGCGGUUUAGCUGCAUUUUUCUUUAAAUGGGAAUAGAAAAUCAAAACGUCCCGAAAAUCGUGCUUAUUGGCAACGAAACUCGAAUAACGCAGUAAAAAUUGAACUUAUGCAAAACUCAAAGACUUGUAGAAAAUGUUUAGAUGACAGAAGUUGACACUUCCCGAAUCAAUCGACUAUUUAUAGCACCUUGAGUCAUCUUGCGGAAACGAAAUUACACAAUUUUUUACGUCAUUUUUUUUUUUUUUGCGCGGACGCAUCGACCUCGAGAAAAGUGAUUCCAGUCUAAUAAUAAGGCCACCCUAAAUUUUUCGCAUUUGCUCUCAUCUCGGCAGGAUGUAAACAAUACACUACAAAGUAAACCUAUGCAGAGUUGGGUAAUUUCUGUGUAAUGUGACCAAACAAUUACAAGCAUUCGAAAUUGUGGCAAUAAUUUCCUACUCGUCAUCUGUAUUCAUUUAGCAAUUUUAUAAUUUUAUUUUUUCCAGGAUAAUGAUUUAAAACUAUUAUUGUUGUGUUUUGUGCUCGAUCAAUGCAUUCUGUUUUAAAAUAAAUGUUUUGUCGGUAGACUCGUCAUCAUUUUGAUAUCAUUUGCUCAAGAUGAGAUGACUCUACGGAAGGUAGUUUCCAAGCAUGUUACUAAAACUGCACUCGGAGAGGGCACUCGCUAAUAAAAUCGAACAUUUACCGUCAACAGUAUUGCUCCUUGUAUUCACUACACAAUCACUCAAUCAUAGAAAAAAGGUUCAUGAACUAUGAAAGCAAUCAAUGUAAUCAGGCAGACUCAAAACAUGAUAUGAGAAAAAGUCUCAUCUAAUCUCUCGGUUUUGUUAAUCAUCGCUUUUUGUGUGACUCCUUCUUUCCCUUUUCACAACAAGCUCCAUCCACAAUACGGAAGAUUUCCACUUAACCUGUACUGGUAACCGAAACAAAACUUAUUUUCGCAACAAACAGUUACUUACAUUUAUAUACUUAAUUUCGCGCAAAAUUUCACAUAGUGAGAUAGCAUCAGAGAGACCGCCAUUUAGACCCCAGGACAAGAAUAUGACCGCAGAAUAUGCACAAGUGACAAAUCAGUUUUAUAUUUAUGAUUUCAUCAUCCUCCAUCCUCUGUAUGUAUGUAUGAGUAGAAGCAAGAAAGAGUCCUAUUUUUUCCUCUCGUUCACUUCACAAGCGUAUUUAGUACUCUUAGUAGGCUAUAAGUUUCUUCGUUAGCUUUAGUUUUCCUCUGUUUACUGUCUAACGAAAGGUGUAGAGUUAAGCUUCUAGUUUUGUUUCCUGUGUAAGGCAAUCAUGAAAAAAAGGUAAGGUGUAUCUCUGUAACGCACACAAGAGUGUUUUACGUUGUGUUUUUUGGUAACCUAUUUCUUCUGCAUACCAAGAGCGAGAAAGAGCGGGAAAUAAUAAGAUGUAAUGUGAUAUGUAAAAUUAAAGCAAGGCUCGGAAAUGAUGCACACCACCCCCACACUUUUAUUCAGAAACAGAAAAAAAGCGGCGCACCGAUUGUAGGGAUUCCCCUAUGGGGAGGGAUUAUCACCUGGAGGUGGAGAGCGGAAAAGGUAGCUAGGCAUUGAAGCAUCACAUUUUUUUCCCACAAUUGAAGAUUUCCGAAGAAAUCUCUCCAUCGGGACAUCGAGGUGAUAAGUGCUUUCCCACUGGGAGUGAAAAUUUACUUAAUAUUCUUUUUACCUCUAGUUGCUAAGUAGAUGACAGGACAAAUGAGUUAUAUUAUUUCAAUACUGUAAAAUGCAAACACAGCAAGAAAGAUAGAAAAAUUUUAUGGUUAGUUAUUUUUUAAUUUUAUUUUAGUUUUCCUUUUAUGAAUAUAUUAAAAAUUGUAUUUUAACUGGUAGUUUUAUUGCUAUUUGUAACAGAGAAUAAGCACAUGAGCGCAGAAAUAAAUCGAAAGCAGAUAAAAAAAAAGUUCAUUUUUGGUAUGAGAUAAGCCCGCAGAUAACGCAAGAAAAAAAGAGUCUAACGCGCAAAGAGAUGUAUAAUUGAUUGUAUAAAGUAUCGAAGAAACAGCAUUUCUUCGAAAUCUGCGGAGUGAAACUUUGGAUCACAAAGCAGAACAUUUCAGUUUUUUUUUGUAUUCAAAUCUUGAUAAACCGUUUAUUUUAUUAACCUAAUUUUAAUAGAGAAGUAGAAUGCUUUCGGCGAAGCUGAGUCUUGCACCGGGGCAGCAAGGAAAACAAGAAACAGAAAGGUAUUUUUAUGGAAAAACUAUAUUUUAUAACGUUUUAUAUUCGAGUCGUGAGCGUGAGCUUAGAGUAAAUAUUUCUUGAAAGUGAAAUUUUUAUCGUCUUGAUUUUUCAUCAUCAAAAUGCAGACACCAUUUGCACAGUAUCUUUUUUUUUAUUGAGUCAGACACCAACGACAACUGAAUGAGAGGCACAGAAUAUAAACAUUUUUUUUCUUCUGGCGGAAGCUUGUUCUCACAUUGUUUUAUAUUAAUUUUCCCCGGUAAAUUUCUGUCUUAUAACUGAAUAAA